AUGGCCGACCUUGCUGACAUUGAUGACGGAGAUCUUCCAGAGCCUUCGCUAAAGAAUAUUAUUGAUCAAACCACACUGCAAUGGGUCUUUGUGGGAGGAAAGGGUGGAGUCGGAAAGACUACUACCUCUUGUUGCUUGGGAGUUCAGCUUGCCAAGAGUCGCAAAAAGGUCCUGUUGGUUUCCACAGACCCCGCACACAACUUGAGCGAUGCCUUUUGCCAAAAAAUUGGUCGCGAACCCACUCCCAUUGAAGGCUUUGACAAUUUGUCCGCCAUGGAGAUUGAUGCCAACAAUGACAUGGAAGAAAUGCAACGCAACAUGAAUGAUCAAGGCAGCGAGGAAGCAGAUGGUGGUUUGUCCGCCAUGAUGUCGGAACUCACCAACAGCAUUCCGGGGAUUGACGAGGCCAUGUCAUUUUCGGAACUCAUGAAGCAAGUCCAAGGCAUGGACUUUGAUGUCGUUGUCUUUGAUACGGCACCUACUGGUCACACUCUGCGUCUUCUUUCCUUUCCUACCAUUUUGGAAAAGGCUCUUGGAAAAGUCAUGGAACUAAAGGACCGAUUUGGAGGUUUGAUUGGACAAGCCACGGCCAUGAUGGGAGAAAAUCCAGGAGCCACUCAAGAUGCUAUUUUGGGACGAUUGGAAGAGACACGAACUGUCAUUAACAAGGUCAAUGAUAUGUUCCAAGAUCCUGCCAUGACUACCUUUGUCUGCGUCUGCAUUCCGGAAUUCCUUUCCAUUUACGAAACGGAACGAUUGGUCCAAGAACUUUCCAAAUUUGGAAUUGAUUCCCACAACAUUGUGGUCAACCAAGUGCUAUUCCCAGAAAAGGAUGCGGAAGAAUUGGCCGAAUGGUACGCCAAGACCAAGGACAGUCUGCCAAAUGAGGCAAGAGAAAUCUGCUCCAAGAUGAUGGCCCGAAAAAGGAUGCAAGACAAGUACAUUGGACAAUGCUUUGAUCUUUACGGAGAGGACUUUAAUGUUACAUUGAUGCCUCUUUUGGAUUAUGAAGUCAGGGGUGUGGAACGAUUGAAGGAGUUUUCCGAAUUUUUGACCAACCCUAUCGACAUGGAAGAGUAA
Messenger RNA from Cylindrotheca closterium, 1080 nucleotides. The record is from the annotation of a GenBank genome assembly. Lineage: Eukaryota; Bacillariophyta; Bacillariophyceae; Bacillariales; Bacillariaceae.